Molecule: messenger RNA, 1987 nt
Organism: Brassica oleracea var. oleracea
Lineage: Eukaryota; Viridiplantae; Streptophyta; Magnoliopsida; Brassicales; Brassicaceae
Product: probable polyamine transporter At3g19553
Exons: 3
Coding region: 320-1756 (478 amino acids)
Biological process (GO): transmembrane transport
Cellular component (GO): membrane
Molecular function (GO): transmembrane transporter activity
Source: RefSeq, a predicted model, not a curated record
AGCAAAAGUUUGACAAAGUCCAGGAUAGAUGGGGUAAGUGUAGUGGGAGCCAUGUGGCGUCUUUAAUUACAGAUAAACUAAUGAACACACCAAAAAAGAUUCAUCAAGAUCUUUUCAAAUCGUCAGACGUCACAUCCCAUCUUAAAAUCUGAUAACCGAAAACUUGUUCAAGCUUCGUCUUCCCCCAAUCACUUUUCUUCUUCCUCAGUUUCUGGGUUUCAUCAGAGAAAGAGAGAACGAGUCAGAGACCCAGAAACCCAUCAUCUUAAUUUGACUUUCUGGACUCUCUCUCUCUCUCUCUCUCUCUCUCUCUUGUUUGAUGGGUGAAGAGAUAAUCCAAAACGAUGAAAACAGCGCAAAGACAAAACCAAGUCCAAAACUAACACUCUUGCCUCUUGUAUUCCUCAUCUUCUAUGAAGUCUCUGGCGGCCCUUUUGGUGUGGAAGACUCUGUCAAAUCAGGUGGUGGUCCUCUCUUAGCCCUUCUAGGCUUCCUUAUCUUCCCUCUGAUCUGGAGCAUACCCGAAGCUCUAGUCACAGCCGAGCUCGCCACAAGCUUCCCGGAGAACGGAGGCUACGUGGUCUGGAUCUCUUCAGCGUUUGGCCCCUUCUGGGGGUUCCAGGAAGGGUUCUGGAAGUGGUUCAGUGGCGUUAUGGACAAUGCUCUCUACCCUGUGCUGUUCCUUGAUUACUUGAAACAUUCUUUCCCUGUUUUGGACCAAGCAGCUGCUCGUGUUCCUGCUCUGUUAGUCCUCACGUUCUCGCUGACCUACUUGAACUACAGAGGGUUGCAUAUCAUUGGCUUCUCAGCUGUUCUGCUAGCUGUCUUCUCCCUCUGCCCUUUCGUUGUGAUGGCUUUGCUAGCGGUUCCUAGGAUCAGUCCUAAGCGUUGGUUGUUUGUGGAUUUCAAGAAAGUUAACUGGAGAGGCUACUUCAACACCAUGUUUUGGAAUCUGAACUAUUGGGACAAGGCUAGUACUCUUGCUGGGGAAGUUGAGUCCCCCGGGAAGACGUUUCCGAAGGCUUUGUUUGGAGCUGUUUUGCUGGUUAUGGGAUCUUAUUUGAUUCCCUUGAUGGCGGGGACUGGAGCUUUAAGCGAGUCUUCUUCAGGUGAGUGGAGUGAUGGGUAUUUUUCUGAGGUUGGGAUGCUUAUUGGUGGCGUUUGGCUCAAGGGUUGGAUACAAGCUGCUUCUGCUAUGUCGAAUCUUGGACUGUUUGAAGCUGAGAUGAGUAGUGAUGCUUUUCAGCUUCUUGGUAUGAGUGAGAUGGGGAUGCUCCCUGCGUUUUUCGCCCAGAGGUCAAAGUAUGGGACACCGACGAUUAGUAUUCUGUGCUCAGCGACAGGAGUCAUAUUCUUGUCAUGGAUGAGCUUUCAAGAGAUCAUUGAAUUUCUGAAUUUUUUAUACGCGUUAGGAAUGCUUCUUGAAUUCGCAGCCUUCGUGAAGCUAAGGAUCAAGAAGCCGGAUCUUAACCGACCUUACAGAGUUCCCUUAAACACCUUUGGAACUUUGAUGCUAUGUCUGCCUCCUUCUUUGCUUCUCCUCCUUGUGAUGGUUUUGGCCACCGUGAAGACGUUUUUUGUCAGCGGUGUGAUUAUUGUUGUUGGGUUCUGCUUGCACCCGUUCUUAAAAAUCGUGAAGGAGAAACGAUGGGCGAGAUUCAUACCAGAGGAAACAAGACCAGUUUUAGAAGUUCCAUCCGAGUCUCAGUUGGAUGAAGAACAUGGAGAUGAGUCUUCUGCUAGCCUUCUCCCAUGAACUUUACACACACAAAGACAGAUCAACGGAAACUCGGUGAUUCUUGGACAUGUCUAAAAAAGAGACAUGGACUUGUGUAGUUUAUUUCUGUCUUGUUCAGCAUAUGGUUUAGAGUACACAAACGAAAAAAGUGUAGCAACAGACCAACAGUAAGGUGUCUCAGUCGAUUUGUCUAUGAUUACAGUAUGAUUAUGUAUAUAUAAAUGUAUACAUCAUAAUCAUUAUCUGCUA